This is a messenger RNA of Corticium candelabrum, 1161 nucleotides long. RefSeq lists its product as uncharacterized. The record is from RefSeq and is a predicted model, not a curated record. The transcript has 4 exons. Lineage: Eukaryota; Metazoa; Porifera; Homoscleromorpha; Homosclerophorida; Plakinidae. The coding region runs from base 785 to 1114 and encodes 109 amino acids.
CAGCAGGGAGACAGCAAUCUCCAUUGCUUUGUUUUAGAGUAAAGUCCACAUAAUAGUCAAAGUAAAUCUCCACGUUACCGUCAGCAGCUCCCUACAACACAAACUAUUAAAGUAAUGAAAACAUCAAAUUUUGCAUCAAAGCAUUAGAACGCCACAGAUCUAAAUCUUACUUUACCACACACUUACCAAUCCUGUCCAACAGAACACUAAAACCAUUCGUAACAGCAACAUUCUCAGUCAACCAAUCAACUAAAGCAUCCGCCCCUUAAAUCUGCAUUUUGCAUGGUUUACCGUGGGAGUUAUUUGUCUACAUUUCCAUACUCAAUCUACAAACAAUAUAAAACCUUUAAUGUCAUCUUAUACCAAUCACUCUUUCUACUGGUAAGCACUACAGUCAUAGACUACCAUUGCGCUUUAGUAGAUGUCUUUAAUUAAUUAAACAGAAAACUUAAUAUCAAUCAAUAAUUUAAUAAUUAAGUACAGUGUGUUUACCUUCUUCAACAGAUAGAGAUAUAUAGCUAAAAGUGAAUGAUAGGAACGUGCCCACCAGCGACAGAAAUCUAAAUUAUAAUAUGCAUGUCACGUGCACAUACACGCGUCAGUGCCCGCGAUAGCAGCAACAGCAGCAAUUAAAAGAAACAACAGCCACGACAGUACUUAUAUACAUAUACAACUGAGAUAACAAAUACGACGACUAAAAUCAACCGAACACCAAAUAAUGAGUUGAUAUCCGGGCUUCAACACUAGAAUCGGGUAAUGAUAACAUACGGGCAUUACAAUUAAAAUGGUUUCCCGGCUUUUACGUCCUUCGGCUGUCGUUCUUGCCACCUUUACGGCCGCUAAAACAGACGAUGUUAACUCAAAAUCUUCUAGAAAAAUUUCAGAGUUGCCGAUUUACUCUACAGAAGAGGUCAAGUACUUAGAAUAUAAGGCGCCUGAAAGAACAGAACUGGAGGAAUACAUUGCGCGAGUGAGAAGGAAAGUAUGGACGUUUGGAGAAAACGUGGAGGAACGUUUCGUAUCAAUGAAGAAGCGUUAUAUGAUGGUGAAAGACAAAGUCAUCGAAUUAUCACUCAGACGGCCGACACCGAAGAGAACAUCAUACCAAAAGUGACCGCAGUGUCGCUCAUCGGCGUCAUCAGCUUUACAGCAGCCGGCAGU